CCCACUCCUGCCUGCAGCCAUGUGUGUGGGGCGAGUGAGUGAGCUCCCCCCGGCCCCUGUUCCCUCCCUCUCCACAUCCCCCCUGGACGUCUAUUCUUCGUACUGCUCGCAGCACUGCAGCGUCGACGACAGACUCCGCAUCUCUGAGCGAAUGACACAACAGACACAGCAGCAGGCACGAUCACCGGACUGCUCGCUCCCUCUCUCUCUCUCUCUCUCUCGCUCUCAUUCUCACCGUUAGUCUGGCACAUGUUGAUGGCCUGUAUGGCUGUGAUGAAGUGGAUCUGGCUGCAGGUGGGGUCGGCCCCGCUCGUGGGCGUCAUGGGCGACGGCGCGUGGGUCGACGGCGUCAGGCCACCCGUGUUGCACGACGCUCCCAUGGGGCUCAUCUGCAGCGGCGGCGGCAUCAUCCCACCCCCAAUCUGGCCGGGCAAGAAACACGGCUGACACACACACACACACACACACAUGCCCGAGAGACGUAUGAGCGAGCCGUCUCUGUGUGCGUGUCGAUGUGUGAGUGACGUACGUACCUGGGUGUGGAAGACGUCAUUGGGCAGCAGUGGCGGCAGUCCCCCCUGCUGACGCACCAUGCUGGGCCCCCCUGCCGCCCCCUGCGGCACCUGUGGCUGCCCGCAGCCCAUCGCCUGUAUGCCGGCCGGCAUGAUCGCGUUGCUGCUGGGGCUCACGUGGUGUGUGGGCGACGCCAGGUGACACACGCGGCCGUUGUUGUUGAUGCUGAUGAUCGACGGGUCGUCGACGAUGGGGCCCAUCUCGAGUCGCAUGCUGGUGGCGGCCAUGUGGGCGUUGGCGGCCUCUACGGGCGGCUGCUGCUGCUGCUUGUUGACGGCGGCUGCGUGUGUGGGCGGCUGCAUGAUGCCCUCCUGUUUGGGCGAGGCCAUGCCGUAGCUGCCGUUGGACGAGUGGCCCCAGACAGACUGGCCCUCACUCUGGGUGGGCGUGUCCUCGGAGGACUCCCCAUCUGACGCACCCGCCCAGGUCACCGACUUGUCCGAGUGGGGUGGCGAGGUCGUCCCCCAGUUGUCGGCAACGCUCGGGUCAAUCGCCGAUGCCGUAAUCACCACCUCAGCCCCCCGCUGCUGCUGCUGCUGCUGCUGGCCCCCUUCGACAACGACAUCGCUAAUGGGCUGGGGGGCCGGCGACUGCUGCUGGUGCUGCUGCUGUUGGGUGUGGCCGAUGUUGUGCAGCGGGUGGAUGAUGGUGUGGCGUCUGCCGCCCCCGCCCGAGCGGGCCUGAGGUGUGCGCGAGGCCGCGUGGGUGGGCGUCAGGUCGCAGUGGGUGAUGCUGUGGUGGUCGUGCGAGUAGAAGCGGCCCCGACCGCCGUGGUGUCUGGCCAUGGGCAACUUGUCGCCCGCCUUGAGAUGGAAGAGCGGGCCGGCGAAGUGGACCGAAUGGUGGCGGCGGCGCUGCUCGUCGGGGGGCGGGUGGUGCAGUGGGUGGUGGUGGUGGUGAUUGCCACGUGUGGGUGAGGGCUGCGUGGAUGCGACCUCAGAGGGUGUGUCCGUCAUCAGGGGGUCGUCACACGGGUGCUUCCCCUCCGCCUGCAUCAACCUAACAGACAAAGGAUGGAACGGAACGAGGAGUAGACGAUGUGUGUGUGUGUGUGUGUCUGGUGUGUGGGUGAUGUCAAACAGUGAGUGUAGUGCAUGCUGAUUGAGCAUUUACUUGAGGGUGCGCAGUUCCUCUACUCCGUGUGCGUAUCUGCAUCUGUCGCCCGCCGUGCACUGCCCCUUCUGCCACAGGAAACAGAGACUCGUCUUGUAACACGCCGCUGGGCUACGCAACUCCUCAGCGCCUGGACACACACACAGACAGACAGACAGACACCAAAGAGCCAUCUCAUCUUCUUGCCUGUCUGCGUGUGGUGCACAGGGCGUGUGAGCUGCAGUCGUCACUCCUCACUCACUCACCGUGGGCGAACUGGCAGGUGGGGUCGUGACACUUCCCCUUGGCCCACAUGCCACAUAUCUUCGUCUGUGCAGACAGACAGACAGACAGACAGGGAUGGACAGACGAUGAGUGAGGGAGAGUGAAGCCGUGCCAUGCCGCGCUGUGGUGUGGUGUGGUACCUUUCUGAGGUCGGGUUGCGCUCUCAGCUCCUCAGUGCUGUGCGCGAACGUGCAGUUGGUCCCCCGCAGACACCGGUUCUCGCUGCACACACACAGGCGUCAGUGUUGCCUUGUCCGUCUGUCUGUCUGUGCGCUGUCUGCCGCGUCAUGUCCUCCUUCCUUUGUGUGUUGCCAAGCUUGCUUACAGGAAGAAUCGACAGACUUUAGUCUUGUAGCACUGCAUGGUCAUGAUUGAGGGGAAGUGUGGCGGCGUGUCGGUGGUGGUGGUGCUGACGUGGGUCGGCAACACGGCUAGCGGGUCGGAAGGGCCAGAGGGAGGGGGCGGGGCACCUGGUAGCUCAUCCACCUUGACGCACGGACUCCUCACAACAGCAACACGACGAUGAAACUCCACUCUGUUCGAUCACCAGAGGCAACUGAGUGUGUGUGUGUGUGUCGCGUGUGUAGCCCCUCCCUCUCUGUGUGCCCGUGUGGAAGUUACCUUGGCAGCUCUUCGCGGUCAAUCGCUCACACAAGCGCUCGGUCUCACGACUUCCUGCACACACAGCGCACACAAGCGCAGCCAAGGCACAAAACGUGCAUCAAGGAGGAGACACACGCACCACGGCUCACUAGAACCACAUGCACUUGUCAUCACAGCGUCACUAAGCUGAGCCUAUCUCCCCCCUCCCCCCUCCAUGAGUCGGCGGCAGCCGUCGCCACCAGGCAGAACGGAUCUCUCUCUGCCAGAUGCUGACAUGCCUCCCUCACUCUAUGUCUCGCCCUGCCCGCUCCCACCCACCCCCCUCAUCAGCCUCGGUGCCAGGUGCUCUUCCUGCCUGGUGCGUCGACGCUGUCGCAUCUGUCCCCUCCCUCCCUGCCUCUCUGCCCACCCCUCCGAGAUCAUGAACCUCACACGCCUGUCUGUGUGUCGUGUGUGGUGUUGCCUGCGUGUGCUACCUUUCAGCUUUUCCACAGCGCGUUGCUGAGCGAGCCAGAAAAGAAGCGUAUCCGCGUUGACUCCCGCG
Molecule: messenger RNA, 3097 nt
Organism: Vitrella brassicaformis
Lineage: Eukaryota; Vitrellaceae
Source: the annotation of a GenBank genome assembly